CAAGGAAAAACGUCCGCUCAACGUGUUCCUUUAUCACCCUCACAAAAGAUCUUUCCUUUCCGCCCCUGCAACCACUCCACUCCACUUUCACUUCAUUAUUAACACAAACUCCCUUUUCUUUCCAGUUCCUUCCAUUUCAAUGUGCGCUAUUAAAUCGGAAACGCCGCCGCCCUCGGAAAGCACUGCGCCUUCUCCGCCUCCACUGCCGUGGUCCUAUGCGGUGGAAGAAGAGCCGCCGGAAGCUGACAUUGACAAGGAUGUGCUCUGUCCGAUAUGCAUGCAGAUCAUCAAAGACGCUUUUAUGGCGGCUUGUGGUCAUAGCUUUUGUUAUACGUGCAUUACGAUUCAUCUUCGGAACAAGAGUGAUUGCCCUUGCUGUUUCCGUUAUCUCACUAAUAACCAUAUCUUCCCUAAUUUCUUGCUUAAUAAGUUAUUGAAGAAGAUCUCUGCUCGUCAAUCAGCAAGGAAUGCCUCUCCAGUAGAACAUUUUCGUCAAACAAUACUGCAGGGAUGUGAGGUGUCAGCUAAGGAGCUUGACAGUUUGUUGUCUUUACUUGUUGACAAGAAGAGAACAAUGGAGCAAAAUGAAGCAGAGACGAACAUGCAGAUUCUACUUGAUUUCUUGAACUGCCUAAGGAAGAAAAAACUUGAAGAGCUUAAUCAGGUUAAAACAGAUCUCCAAUAUAUUAAGGAGGACACAGCUUCUGUAAAGAAACGUAUCAUGGAAUUGUAUAUGGCAAAAGAGAGACGCUCCAUGAAUAUAAGGAUGCUUAUUGAUGAUUCCUUGGCGGCAAAAACCUUGCCUUUAUCGAUUGAUCAACAUAACAACGGCACUAUAUCUGGUGGUUGCAAGUCACAAGGCUGGUUAGGUUCAGCCAGUCCUCAGAGGACAGUUGGUUUGAAAGAUCAAACAAGUUCAUGGGGAUUCAGAAGUAAGGAUGCUAAUGAUGGGUUAGAUUCUUCUUACGAUACUAAUUCAGGAUUGGCCGUAGCAAGAAAGAGGCGGAUUCAUGCACAGUUUAAUGACCUACAAGAGUGCUACUUACAAAAGCGGCAACGAAGGACGAAACAAUUUAAUAAACAGGAAGAUAAAGGCCCAAAUGUAAUGGAAAUAGAUGGUUAUAAUCCUGGUCUUGUGGAUUUUCAAUCAGUGCUAAGUAGUUUUACACGUUACAGCCGAUUGAGGGUAAUUGCUGAACUUAGGCAUGGGGAUAUUUUCCACUCUGCCAACAUUGUCUCAAGUAUAGAAUUUGAUCGUGAUGAUGAAAUGUUUGCUAUUGCUGGAGUGUCAAGGCGCAUCAAGGUUUUUGAGUUAUCUUCGAUUGUGAAUGAACCUGCAGAUGUGCAUUGUCCGAUUGUCGAAAUGUCCACAAGAUCUAAGCUUAGUUGCUUGAGUUGGAAUAAGUACACAAAAAACCAUAUUGCUAGCUGUGAUUAUGAUGGGAUAAUAACUGUAUGGGACAUCACUAAUCGGCAGAGCUUGAUGGAAUAUGAGGAACAUGAAAAACGAGCAUGGAGUAUUGAUUUUUGUCCCGCUGAACCUUCAAUGCUUGUCUCUGGUAGCGAUGACUGCAAGGUAAAAGUUUGGUGCAUGAAACAAGAAGCCAGUGUUCUCGGCAUCAACUUGAAUGCGAACGUUUGCUCUGUCAAAUACAAUCCUGGAUCCAGUGUUCAUGUUGCAGUCGGUACUGCUGAUCAUCAAAUUCGCUAUUAUGACUUGAGAAACACCAGCAAACCGCUGUAUGAGUUUGGUGGGCAUAAGAAAGCCGUUUCAUAUGUGAAAUUUUUGUCUAACCGUGAACUGGCUUCUGCAUCCACUGACAGCACACUAUGCUUAUGGGAUGUAAAAGAAAAUUCAUUACUGCGCACGUUUAGGGGUCACAAAAAUGAGAGGAACUUUGUCGGCCUCACAGCAUACAGCGAUUACAUCGCUUGUGGCAGCGAAACGAAUGAAGUGUUUGUAUAUCACAAGGCUAUAUCUAAACCUGCAGCUCGGUAUAGUUUUGGCUCCGACAUGGCUGAUGCCGAUGAAGAAGCUGGAUCAUACUUUAUCAGUGCUGUAUGUUGGAAGAGUGAUAGCCAGACAAUGCUAGCGGCAAACAGUCGGGGAACGAUUAAAGUGCUUGUGCUUGCGGCCUGAAUGAAAAUCGUUUACCUCUUUCUGGUUUCUUCAGGCGGGAAAAAGAAAUGGCUUUCUCCCAAAGCCAUGUGGCAAUAUUAGAGGUGG
Hibiscus syriacus is the source of this 2227-nucleotide messenger RNA. Its product is annotated as E3 ubiquitin-protein ligase COP1-like. Gene Ontology annotation, biological process: proteasome-mediated ubiquitin-dependent protein catabolic process. The transcript is spliced from 14 exons. The record is from RefSeq and is a predicted model, not a curated record. Lineage: Eukaryota; Viridiplantae; Streptophyta; Magnoliopsida; Malvales; Malvaceae. Bases 140 to 2140 code for a protein of 666 amino acids. Gene Ontology annotation, molecular function: ubiquitin protein ligase activity; protein binding.